AUGCAUAAACAACAUAAAAGGCAUGAAUCUGAGUCUAAAAGUCAUAAAACAGUAAAGCAGUCAUUAUUUGAAGAAUUAAAAAAUGACCUUAACCAAAUUCUCCAAAAGUACAAAUGGGUGGAAGAUUACAAUGAUUUUUGGGCAUUUUUAAAAAAAUAUCAAAAUGUAAAAAAACCUGAAUGUGAAAAAGUUAAGGAUCUCAUUUGUUUUAAUUUAGAUGUUAAUUAUAAGCAAAUUCUCAAUCAAGUUUCAAACAGACAUUUAGAUUUAGUAAAACUAAAGGAAUUUUUUUCAAUAGUUCUAGCUUAUUUAAACUUCAAGCAAAUUGAAAAAUUUAAUAAGUUAAAACAGAUUCGAAAAAUACAAAAUGAAUUACCAGUUUCAGUAUACGAGAGUGAAAUCGUUGAAAGCUUAAAAAGAGAUAAUGUGUUAAUUAUAGCAGGAGAUACUGGAUGUGGAAAAUCAACACAAAUACCGCAGUUUCUGAUGAGGAAUGGCUUUGGAAGUAUAGCUUGCACACAGCCUAGGCGAUUGGCAUGUGUAUCUUUGUGUUCUCGUUUAAAAUAUGAAACAUUAACUCAAUUUCAGAAUAAAAUUGGAUAUCAGGUUCGUUUUGAAAGAGCCAAAAACAAAGAUACAAAAAUAGUUUUUUUAACAGAAGGCCUUCUUGUUAGACAAAUGCUUUCUGAUCCUGGACUUUCUUCUUAUGAUGUAGUUAUUUUAGAUGAAGUUCAUGAACGUCAUAUUCAUAGCGAUUUCGUCCUUGGCUUGUUAAAAUGUCUCAUAACAAAAAGGGAUAAUUUGAAAUUAGUUUUAAUGUCGGCUACAAUUAAUAUUAAUCUUUUUAGUGAUUAUUUUGAUAAAAAAGCUAAAGUCAUUGAAAUUCCAGGAAGGCUAUUUCCAGUGCAAGUCAUUUAUAAACCUGUUUUUGAAGAUGAUUCUAAAAAAAGGAGCAAAGUGGAUGCCACUCCCUAUUUGCAAAUUAUGAACAUAAUUGAUGAAAAAUAUCAUAAUGAAAAAGGAGACUUACUUAUAUUUAUGAGUGGAAUAUCAGAAAUUAUGUGCCUGGCAGAUGCGAUAAAUGAAUAUAGGAAAAAAAGUCCUAAUUGGAUUGUUUUGAUGCUCCAUAGUUCUUUACCAUUAAGCGAUCAAGACAAAGUUUUUGAUUAUGCUCCAGAAGGAUACAAAAAAUGUGUUAUAUCUACCAACAUUGCCGAAACAUCUAUAACCAUUGAUGGUAUCCGGUUCGUUAUUGACUCUGGAAAAGUAAAAGAAAUGUUUUAUGAUACCGUUUACAAAAUUCAAAGGUUAAAAGAAUUUUGGAUAAGUCAAUCAUCCGCAGAACAAAGAAAAGGAAGAGCAGGCCGUACAGGGCCUGGAAUUUGUUAUCGAAUUUAUUCCGAAAAGGAAUAUUUGACUUUUGAAGAGUAUUCUCUGCCUGAAAUCAAAAAAUCACCAUUAGACACUGUUUUAUUGCAAAUGAUUAAUUUGGGUUUAUCGGAUGUUCGUAAAUUUCCUUUUAUCGAAGAGCCUAAUAAACAAGACCUUGAAAAUUGUAUAUUAAGUCUUAAGCAACAAAGAGCAUUAACUGAUGAUGAAAACAUUACUGAAAUUGGUAAAACGUUAACAAAUCUUCCAGUGGAACUAACAAUAGGAAAAAUGCUCAUAAUUGGUUCAGUUUUCUGUCAAGUGGAUACAACCAUUGUUUUAUCUUCUGCUUUAAGUAUUCCCUCUCCUUAUACGAAUGAAGCAUUUAGAAAUUUCGAUAUGGAGAAUUUACGAAAAGAUUUUGAAUCUAAUCACGGAGAUCCUUUAACGAUAUUAAAUCUUUACAGAGAAUGGUUAAUUAUAAAGAGAGAAAAAGAGGAUUCAAGACGAUGGUGCAAAAAAAGAGGUUUGGAGGAACAAAGGUUUUACGAAAUGACAAAAUUAAACCAUCAAUUUCGAGAAAUAUUGACAGAAAGCGAAUUAUUAGAAUUAAAUGAACCCGAGCCAACGACAAGCCAUGAAAGAAUGAUUCGUCAGGGUGAAGUUAAACUUUUAAAAAGGCUUAAAGCAAACUAUUCAAAAUCUCCAUCGAGAAAAAGAUUAAAACCUGAUUUUUACGAAGUUGAAAACGAUUCGGAAAAACUAGAGCCAGACAUAAAAGAUAUUGAAUUCAGGCUUAAAAACGAUGGUAGCAAAGUUCGAGAACUACUUAAUGGUAUCCAUGUGACGUCAUAUAAGGAUUUAGCCAUUUUAAAAAUAGUUUUUUGCUCUGGUUUAUAUCCGAGAUUUGCUAUCGCUGAUGAAUUUAAUAUAUGUAGAAGUGAUCAGUUUUUUCAUACCAAAAUCAAAUCUCACGUUUCUUUACACCCAUUUAGUUAUUUUGGUUUGCAUCCGGAUGCUCUAAAGCUUGAGGAUCAAGACAUUUUCAAUCCCACAUCCGAUAUUAAAUAUUCUACAAAAACUUUUUCAUCAAAACAUAAAAUUCUUUGUUAUUUUACAAUGUUGGAAACGACAAAAGUUUAUUUAACGAAUAUGAUUCAAAUGCCGGCUUUGCAGUCUUUUUUACUUUUUUCUAAAAAUAUUGAUACAAGUUUCAACCUAUCAAAAUUUGUAUUCGACGGUUGGAUUUUAAUUGAAAUUUUAAAUCCUUUACAAUCGGAAACUUUGUUAAUAAAAUUAAUAAAUUUACGAACAAGAUGGGAUUCUUUGGUUUCAAAAAGGUUAUCUCGUUGUCAAGUUGAUAGAGCACAAAUAAUUAAAUUAACGGAUGAUAUGAUUACUUUUCUCAACACUGACAUCAUUUACGGUAUAAAACGUUUACUACCUGCAGAUUUAAAAUAUUUAUAUACUGGGCCAACGGAUUUUGAAUUACCAGAUAAUUGUUUCGAUGAGAAUUUUUCAAUGAAAAAAAAUGAUGUUAAAGGUGGAAUUUGCGUGAGUGAAUUUUUAAAUUACAAUUGUUUGGUACCCAACGAAAGAGAAGAUUUUUAUGCUUCGGAUACUUUUCAUUGUUCAUCUUGUGAUAAUAAAUAUGAAUUUAACUGUUUAGAAAGAAUUCAACAUAGGAAAAAAUGUGAAAAACCUUCAGAGUGUACAAUCAAUAAUUAUAUUGAAAAAAAAGAAAAAGGUGAAAUUUAA
This is a messenger RNA of Pediculus humanus corporis (human body louse), 3126 nucleotides long. RefSeq names its product ATP-dependent RNA helicase, putative. NCBI's taxonomy places the organism in Eukaryota, Metazoa, Arthropoda, Insecta, Psocodea, Pediculidae. Gene Ontology annotation, molecular function: ATP binding; RNA binding. Gene Ontology annotation, biological process: nuclear-transcribed mRNA catabolic process, nonsense-mediated decay. The record is from RefSeq and is a predicted model, not a curated record. The transcript has 2 exons. The coding region runs from base 1 to 3126 and encodes 1041 amino acids. Gene Ontology annotation, cellular component: intracellular anatomical structure.